UUGAUGUUGUUCACUCCCUCUGUAAUCCCCUCCAUUGAUCUCGCUCGACAGGUUCUAGACACAUAAAAACCCUAAAAUCCCAAAAAACUUCCUUCUAUACGGAUUGGAACAGGUGGCUAAUCAAAAGCGGUACCGUUUUGCUCUGGUGGUGCUUCUGCUUCCCUCGCGCGCUUAUAUUUUGGGACACAGAUUUCCAAGUUCAAAAUUUGAAGGAAAGCGGAGAAUGUUCUAUCUUAGCUUAAUUGAGCACACAUUGCGUUUGCCUCCUCAUCUUCUUAACACUCCACUCGAUGAAGCUCUUAAGAUGGAGCUUGAAAAACUUUUCUUAGAUAAGGUUAUUGCAAACUUGGGACUUUGUAUCUCAGUAUAUGAUAUCAGGUCAAUUAAAGGUGGAUUUAUCUUUCCGGGAGAUGGUGCUUCGACAUACACGGUGGAGUUCAGAUUGAUAGUGUUUCGUCCAUUUGUGGGUGAGAUUAUUCUUGCAAAACUGAAAGAAUCAGAUGCCAAUGGUUUGCGCUUGUCCCUUGGAUUUUUUGAUGAUAUUUACAUACCUGUCCAUCUUUUGCCAAGUCCAAACCACUUUGAGCUUUAUCCUAAUAGUAGGACCCAAGGCAGGUGGAUAUGGGAGUAUGGAGAAGAAGAAAACCAAUUUGUUAUUGAUGGAGCAGACCAGAUCAAAUUUCGAGUUCACAGUGUUAUUUAUCCUUCAAUUCCUGUUGAGCAACCACAAAAUUCAAAGCCAUUUGCCCCUAUGGUGAUUACUGGUUCAAUCGAUUGUGAUGGUCUUGGCCCUGUUUCAUGGUGGGAAGAAGCGGAAGUACUUGAGGAAUAAUAUUGAGUUCCUUUUCAUUUUGAAUAUGGGUUUUGAAACUGGUCUUGAGCCUGUUUCAUUGUAUGAACUCGAACGUAUGAGUUUGGAAACUGAAACAGAAAUUAGCGGUUAUUUUAGUUUUCCCAUAAAGCUUCCUGUCUUCAGUGUAAAAUAUUUAUUCGACAUUGAGAUUGCACCAGAUGCUUAACUUGAACUGUCUUCUACCUGUUCUUUCAUU
Messenger RNA from Rubroshorea leprosula, 1049 nucleotides. NCBI's taxonomy places the organism in Eukaryota, Viridiplantae, Streptophyta, Magnoliopsida, Malvales, Dipterocarpaceae. The record is from the annotation of a GenBank genome assembly.